AUGACCAGUAGCACUACAACUUCCACUGUGUCUAAUCGCAAUAGCAAACAAAAAUCAUCAACAGCUUCUGUAACAAACUUCAUUGUUCGAGGCAUUACCACAAAGGAGAAACCAAAAUUUGAAAGGUUGUUACUUCGGAUGACAAUUUCAAAUGGAUGGUCUUUUCGAUGGACAACAGAUCCAGCUACUUUAGAAUUCUUCGAAUUUUUAAACUCAAAACUUACGCUUCCUAGUCGGCAUGCUUUAUCUAAUCGUAUUCUUAAUGCUGAAAAGACUACUCUGACCCAGUUCUGUAAACAAAACCUAAAAAAUGAUAAGAUUGGAGUUACUUUAGCAUUUGAUGGAUGGAAAAAUAUUUUAAAACAACACAUAUUCGGUUCUUUAUUUAUCUUAUCAACUGGAGAAACGUUAAUUUGGAAAGCAAUCGACAUAAGCUUAGAGAGAGAACGUAUGAUUGAAAUUAUUCCCAAAAUUGAAUCUAUGAUUAAUGAAGCAUCAGAUCUAGGUGCCAAAUUAUCUGCUAUCGUUUCUGAUAGUGCCCCAGCAUAUUCCGGUGCUAGGUAA
Messenger RNA from Racocetra fulgida, 564 nucleotides. The record is from the annotation of a GenBank genome assembly. Lineage: Eukaryota; Fungi; Glomeromycota; Glomeromycetes; Diversisporales; Gigasporaceae.